ACGCGCGGCCGCCAUCUUCCAGUCCCGGGCAGCCAGCGCCAGUGGGAGCCAGCGCGAGCCGCCGCCGCCGCCGCCGCCUCCGCCAAGCCCUCUGCCCGCUGCCCCCACCAUGUCGGCUACCGCUGCCACCGUCCCGCCCGCCGCCCCGGCCGGCGAGGGUGGCCCCCCUGCACCCCCUCCAAAUCUCACCAGUAACAGGAGACUGCAGCAGACCCAGGCCCAGGUGGAUGAGGUGGUAGACAUCAUGAGGGUGAACGUGGACAAGGUCCUGGAGCGGGACCAGAAGCUGUCUGAGCUGGACGAUCGCGCGGACGCCCUCCAGGCCGGGGCCUCCCAGUUUGAAACAAGUGCAGCCAAGCUCAAGCGCAAAUACUGGUGGAAAAACCUCAAGAUGAUGAUAAUCUUGGGAGUGAUUUGCGCCAUCAUCCUCAUCAUCAUCAUCGUUUACUUCAGCACUUAAAUCCCUGAGGAGUCUGCCCUGCCUAAGAAGGGCCUCUCCCCCACCCCCAGCCGUUCCUUCACCUCUCAGCCAUAUCUUUCAGCCCCCUCCCUUGGAUCCGUGUGUAUGUGUGUGUGUGUGUCCGUGUGUGUGCCCCUGUAAAUAGCCAGCUGUUAUUUAUACAUAUAUAAUAUUAUAUAUAUUUGGUCUGUUUGUAGUUUUAUUACUAGAAGAUUUUUUCCGGUUGUCCUUAAGGCCCCUUCCUGAGGUUCCCAUCACCUCUCUCUCUCACCCUCUGUCCCUUUUCCUCUUUCCCUGGUCAGCCCAAGUCCCUUCAUUUGCAUCUGCUAUGCAAUAGCCCCUCCUCCCUUCCUUAUCUUCCCUGGACCCUUCCCUAUCUUCCCUGGACAACUCCUGACCCUCCCAAAACAAAAACCAACCCCACAGAAACAGAACACUCCACGUGUCCAGGCUUCCCUAGGUAGCAUCUCUGUAUCCCUCGGGAGGCUCUGAGACUGGUUCCACUUGGUCCUAAGAAUCCCAAGGUUUUCUGGGAGCUUCCAACAUGUUGAUUAGCAUAUCAUUUACAUACCAAGGUCUUUUUCUGUUUCCUUGCUUUUUGUUCCAUUACUCUUCACUCUGUGUUUUUUUCUUUCUUUCUUUUUUUGAAGAGUUAGUCUCCAUUGGUCCUCUUAUCACACUUUUAUUUGCACGACAUUACCUGCAGGUGAUGGGGAGCCUGGGCUUUUGGGGAACCAGGCUGCUCUGGACCCCAGAAUUGCCCCUUCCCAGCCCCUCUAGUCUAGUUUGCCUCCCUUACCCCAUUUUCCAAACCUCGUGUACCCUCCUCUCCCUCCCCCCAGCUGGUGUGUAAGUGUUGUGGAGUUUAGUGUGUUAUGACGGACCAAUAAUUCUGCCACUCGGGGUCUCUCCCUACAUUCCUGCUCCCCAGUUUUCAUGUGGGGCACUCAGCUGACAUUCCCAGGAGGCCUCCCUCCCUCCCAUCUGCCUGACCCGCUGCCCCCUCUCACCAGGAGAACUGGGGGCCGACCACAAUCUGACUCUUUGAGGGGGGUGGCUCCAGGGUGUGGGGUCAUCACUGCCGUGUCCCUCCUGAAAUCUCUGGCCUCGUCCUUGCUAGAGGUUGGACUGAAAUCUUUCCUCCCCAAUCUGGGGGUGUUACCCCCAUCACUGCCCAGCUCCUCUGACUGCCCCCUGUAUUCAGGUGGGGUACUAGUCACUGCCAAUAUGGGUAUGGGACUUGCUGGAGAAUGGGGAUCCCCAUCCUUCUCCAGGGCUGUUGAGCCGAGAGAGAGAGAGAGAGAGAGAGAGAGAGAGAAAGAGAGAGAACAAGCUAUUCCCUUGUUCCCUUGUUGGGUGAAACGAUAAGAGGAAGGAUCUAAUCUUUUAAAAUGGCACAGUUUUAGGGGUCUGAGGGUACAGCCCCUUAACCUGCCACUGGGGGUACCCUCAAACUCUCCCUCCCUACACCAGGUUUUCUGUGUGGAGGGGAACCAAGGAGAUCUAAACUGUGGUGUGAAAGGGUAGGAGAGAUGCUGGGGGUGGGGGUGCUUGUGUUUUAGACCCCCAAUAUUAUCCCAGUGUCCCCUGCCUUCCUUCUUCCCCUACCCCAUGCCCCCAAUUCUGUGGCGCAUCCAGAUUGUGAAAAUGUACAAUAAACGUGUAAUGAGUAA
Psammomys obesus (fat sand rat) is the source of this 2133-nucleotide messenger RNA. RefSeq names its product vesicle associated membrane protein 2 (gene Vamp2). The coding region runs from base 110 to 460 and encodes 116 amino acids. NCBI's taxonomy places the organism in Eukaryota, Metazoa, Chordata, Mammalia, Rodentia, Muridae. Gene Ontology annotation, biological process: vesicle fusion; SNARE complex assembly; vesicle-mediated transport. Gene Ontology annotation, molecular function: syntaxin-1 binding; SNAP receptor activity. The record is from RefSeq and is a predicted model, not a curated record. The transcript is spliced from 5 exons. Gene Ontology annotation, cellular component: SNARE complex; plasma membrane.